This is a messenger RNA of Dentiscutata heterogama, 246 nucleotides long. The record is from the annotation of a GenBank genome assembly. Lineage: Eukaryota; Fungi; Glomeromycota; Glomeromycetes; Diversisporales; Gigasporaceae.
AUGGUAACAAAUGAAAACCCCACUUCAAGUCGAUUAAUUAUUUGUGAUGCUGCUGCAAAAGAAUGGAAGAACAUUAAAAAAAUGAAAGAACCCGAAAUUGAUGAUAUUAUAAAAAGGUACUUAGCAACGCCUCUUAAAAUGCAAGAAUAUUUCUGGACCACAGCUUCAUCUCGACCAAAGCCCUUUGAAAUUUCUAUAGUUAAUUCGUCUCAAGAUAAAACUUUGCGGAUCUCACAAACAUUUGAU